Messenger RNA from Phoenix dactylifera (date palm), 847 nucleotides. Its product is annotated as cold-regulated 413 plasma membrane protein 2. Gene Ontology annotation, cellular component: membrane. The record is from RefSeq and is a predicted model, not a curated record. Lineage: Eukaryota; Viridiplantae; Streptophyta; Magnoliopsida; Arecales; Arecaceae.
GUUAGUCUCUUAUACUCGUCUCUUCCUCUCCUCCCCGCUAACAUACUUGAGCGAGCUGUGGAGUUCGAAAGGAGCAAACAAACAGAACCGGAAGAGAUCGUGUUGUUUCGGUGGUGCGAAUGGGGAAGAUGGAGUACCUGGCGAUGAAGACGGAGGAUGGGCCGGCGGCGGCGAGCAUCGAGUCGGACCUGAGGGAGCUAGGCCUCGCCGCCCGAAAGCUCGCCAACCACGCCAUCAAGCUUGGCGGCGGCAUCGGAUUCGGCACCACCUUCCUCAAGUUCCUCGCCUCCAUCGCUGCUAUAUAUUUGUUGAUCUUGGAUCGGACGAACUGGAGGACAAACAUGUUGACUUCCCUUUUAGUUCCUUACAUUUUUCUAAGUCUUCCUUCAAGCUUGUUCUCUUUAUUAAGGGGUGAGUUUGGAAAGUGGAUUGCAUUCAUUGCCGUUGUGCUUCGACUCUUCUUUCCUCGACACUUCCCAGACUGGUUGGAGAUUCCCGGAUCGUUGAUUCUUCUUCUAGCCGUUGCUCCCGGCUUCUUUGCUGGAACAAUAAGGGAUGGUCCGGUCGGUGUGCUCAUCUGCCUGGCCAUUGGUUGUUACCUUCUCCAAGAGCACAUACGGGCAUCAGGCGGCUUCAGGAACUCUUUCACGCAGAGUCACGGCUUAUCAAAUACACUCGGUAUCGUUCUUCUAUUGGUCUACCCCAUCUGGCGCAUGGUGCUGCACUUUCUUUAAGAGAAGGAUAUCGGUAUUGUUUCAGCUACAAAUUAUUUGCUUUGUAAGACUCGAGAAACUCUGUUGGGUAGUGCUGGUAAUAUUGAGAUGGCAAUGCUGCAGUUAUUUGCCUU